AUGAACAUUCUUUCUUUAUCACAACCUUAUAAUCAAGACUGUGGGUUGAAUUCACCUCCACAUCCAAAACAAAUUAUUGGAUAUUUUCCUGCUUAUAAGUCUGAUAAUAAUAAUAAUGUAACAGCAUAUCAAAAUAUCAUCUCGUCAAUUACUCAUUUAUACUAUAUUGCGUUUAGUCCAACUGAUCUUAUUGGUAUGAAGCCAUAUCAAGUGUUUCAGAACCAACUCUUAACAUUUAAUCAAACGAAAGCUAAUAUUAGUGGAAACAUCUUAUUACCUGCUGAUAAUAAUUUAAUACAGUUACCUCCGUUUGCUAAUGUUUUAAAUGGAGGACGGUACAAUUCAAACGAUUCGGCUACCCAGAAUUUCAUAAAUGAUUUAGUUAAAAUUGUUAAUGAUUACUCAUUUUACGGAAUCGACAUUGAUUAUCCUAAUAAGCUUCCAUGUUUUCAAUUCAAUAAUAAUAUUAUAGAUUCUUUUUUCAUACCGUUUCUAACUGAUAUAUCAAACAAAUUAAAACAGUCUAGUAAGAUUUUAACAGUUACGGCAGGUCAAUAUCCUAUAAAUGGCAUUAACUCUGAUAUAAUUAGUUUUGUAAAUAUUCAGGCGUUUCGUCUUAAUAUAAAUACCACACAUUUCAGUGCUGGAUUAGACGACAUUCAAACAAUUUUUAAUAAUUGGAGUAAUAAAAUCGAUAGAAACAAACUCAUUUUAGGAAUCGAAUUGGGUGGCAUUAUUGAAGCUAUUAAGUCUCAUAGUAGUAAUGUUGCUAUGGACAUUUUUAAUCAAGACUUUACAAUUUCGCGUAAAGACAUUACCUUCCCAUUAAGUGUUGAUGAAAAUAUUAAAGAUCCUUGUGCUUUAUCACCAUAUGGACGUGUGUCAUGGAAUACUUUAAGUGCAUUCUUAUUACCGCCUUGUUAUAAAAACAUAAAUACAACAAAUUCACAACAGUGGAACUAUAACUUUAACGAUUUUCAAUCAUUAUCUGCCAAACUUGGCUUUAUGCAAAAUAAUGAUUUGGCAGGAAUUGCGAUUUCCGAUAUCACGAAAGAUUCACAAUUUGCGAACUUUAUUUUGGGAAAUAUAACACCAAGUACUUCUACACCACCAUCAUCUCAGUCUAAUGUGGGUGUAAUAGUAGGCAGCAUAAUAGGUAGUGUAGUAUUUGUUAGUGUAUUAGUGGCUUCUGGUUUUAUAUUAUAUCGAAGAAACAGAGUAGGAAAAGGAAAUGUUAAAACAACUGUUGUGGCAAUGUUUGAUUACGUGGGUAAAGAAGAAAAUGAUUUGAGUUUUAAGGCAGGCGAUUUAAUUGAAGUACUUGAGAGAGGAGAUGGGCCUAAUGAUUGGUGGGUGGGUAGAUUACAUGGCAUUAUAGGUGAAUUUCCUG
This is a messenger RNA of Scutellospora calospora, 1390 nucleotides long. The record is from the annotation of a GenBank genome assembly. NCBI's taxonomy places the organism in Eukaryota, Fungi, Glomeromycota, Glomeromycetes, Diversisporales, Gigasporaceae.